AUGGCGAGACGCACGAGACAGUCGCCCGGCGGGGCGCCGCACGACCGUGCAGGCAGGCAGACGGUUCCAGGACGUGGUGCAGGAGGAGGAGCCUCUGCACCACAGUCGCGGUUGGUCUCAACGUACCCAGUGGGAGAACACCUUCGUGGACACGCUGGGCGCCGUGUGGCGCCAGGCAGCAGCAGGAGGCCCGAGUUGGGAGUCUUGCACUCGAGCUACCGCGGGACGAACUCGAAGGACGCAGCGUUCUGGAGGUCGUCGGCGGGUUCGAAGGUGGACAUCGAGAAGGGCGCGCUGGGAGAGCAUGGACCUUGUGGGUGCGCGUAG
Molecule: messenger RNA, 327 nt
Organism: Prorocentrum cordatum
Lineage: Eukaryota; Dinophyceae; Prorocentrales; Prorocentraceae
Source: the annotation of a GenBank genome assembly